Centropristis striata (black sea bass) is the source of this 2684-nucleotide messenger RNA. RefSeq names its product sphingomyelin synthase-related protein 1-like. NCBI's taxonomy places the organism in Eukaryota, Metazoa, Chordata, Actinopteri, Perciformes, Serranidae. Gene Ontology annotation, cellular component: Golgi membrane; endoplasmic reticulum membrane. Gene Ontology annotation, biological process: ceramide biosynthetic process. Gene Ontology annotation, molecular function: ceramide cholinephosphotransferase activity; protein binding; sphingomyelin synthase activity. The record is from RefSeq and is a predicted model, not a curated record.
CUUGAGCGUGAGCUGAUGGUAGAUCAUGAGGUCCCUUUGCAAGCUGGGCCCGACUGUCUCUUUAAUCCAACUUGUCCUCUGCUUGAUAGUUUCUUUGAAAGGAGCCAUGGUCACAUUAUAGACUUAAAUUCUGCAAGCCUUCAGAGUGAGGAGGCAAUGAUCAAUCUGAGCGUACGUCGCUGGACGCCCAAACACGUCGCCAAGUGGUUGAGGGAAGAGGGCUUCUGUGACUAUGUAGACCUGCUGUGCAACAAACACCGACUAGACGGCACCAGCCUGCUCGCCCUUAGUGAAUAUGACCUCCGCUCACCGCCGCUGGAGCUCAAGGUGCUGGGCGACAUCAAACGGUUAAUGGUGUCCAUCCGCAAACUACAGAAACAGAACAUUGACGUGUUGGAGGAGCUGGGUCUUCCCUUUGACGGCCACUCUCCGACAGGCUCCGGAGGCAGUUUGGACUGGCUGUGUAAUGGAGACCCAGGCAGAGACUGUGACAGCACUGACACAGCACCAGUGGGAGAGGAGUAUCACCAGUACACUAAUGGGAAGUACAAGCAGCAGACGAGGCGCCUGGAUCCAGAGUACUGGAAGACAGUGCUGAGCUCCAUCUACGUUGUGUUUGUGUUUGGCUUCACGUCCUUCGUCAUGGUCAUAGUGCAUGAGAGAGUGCCUGACAUGCGCACUUACCCUCCACUGCCAGAUAUUUUCCUCGACAGUGUGCCUAGAAUACCUUGGGCCUUUGCAAUGGCCGAAGCGUGUGGAGUGAUCCUUUGUAACAUCUGGGUGCUGGUUCUUCUGCUCCAUAAACACAGGUCCAUCCUUUUGCGGCGCAUGUGCAGCCUCAUGGGGACGGUGUUCAUGCUGCGCUGCAUCACCAUGUUUGUCACCUCGCUGUCUGUGCCGGGACAGCACCUGCAAUGCUCAGGAAAGAUGUACGGGGACAUGUGGGCCAAACUGCAGCGAGCUGUGGCCAUCUGGAGCGGUUUUGGGAUGACCCUGACUGGAGUGCACACAUGUGGUGACUACAUGUUCAGCGGCCACACUGUGGUUAUUACCUUACUCAACUUCUUUGUCACAGAGUACACCCCACGAAGCUGGAACUUCAUUCACACAUUGUCCUGGGUCCUAAAUCUCUUCGGGAUCUUUUUCAUCUUGGCAGCACAUGAACACUACUCCAUCGACGUGUUCAUAGCGUUCUACAUCACUACCAGACUCUUCCUGUACUACCACACUCUAGCCAACACUCGAGCCUACCAGCAGAGUCGAAGAGCUCGUAUCUGGUUCCCCAUGUUCUCCUUUUUUGAGAGCAACGUCAACGGGCCCGUCCCCAACGAAUACCGCUGGCCCUUCUCUAGGCCUGCUGUGAUGAGGAGGCUUAUUGGAUAAAGAACAGCAGCAGCGCUACUGUCAGACACGUCUUAGCCUGUGCUGUUUAGUCUGCUUUGUCAAGUUGCCAACUGAGGCGGUGUGUGAUAUCUUCAUCAAUAAAGACUACUGUUGUGAUCCUGUUAGCAGAGGUCUGAUGGGAUACACAGAGCCAUACCCUCUUAUUUUUCUGGGACUUAUCUUCAAACCUGAUUCCCCCGUCACCAUUUUAAGGAGGAUUAAACAAAAUCCACAAAAACCCGUCAGAAUUUCUCAAAAGCCCCAUCAAGACACUUUGGUUGGUUCAAAACGUGAACAUGUGUCUCAUCUUUGGUUACUUAUUUCUCCUCAAAAGGGAUUUUAUUUUAUGUAGCAUUAACUGCAUUUUUCAGUUCCUCCCAACUUAAAGGGAUAAUUCAGAUUUUUUUAAAGUGAGGUUGUAUCAGGUACUGAUCCAUAGUCAGUGUAUUACCUACAGUAGACGGUGGUAAGUAGUCCCUAGUUUGGAGAAGCAAAAUCAAUAUCAGUUUUGGAAUGUGGUAUAUUUAUAAUAUUUUCACGGCCAUCAAGACAGCACUUUCUCACGGGGAACUGAAGCCAUGAAAUCCAUCUAAUCUCUCUUCAAAGCAACCAAACUCCUUUGAAAUAACAGUAAUUUUCCCUCACAAAACAUUGGAAUUUCUGUUCUACCGCUGCCUCAAUCAGUAAGUUUGUUUAUGUAAUUGUCUGACUUUGGAGCACAAUACAACACAGUAAACUCAUCUAUUGAGGCAGUGGUAGACCAAGGAGUGUGAGGUAAAAUUACUGUUUUGUCAAAGGAGUCUGGUGGCUUUGAGAGAGAUUAGAUCGAUAUCAUGGCGUAAGUUCCCCGUGAGAAAGGGCUGUCUUCUGGCAAGGCAAAGCAGUGAAAAUAUGAAAAAUAUAGCAUUAGCUUUUUAGCAUUAAAAAGCAGAUUUUUUCUGUUUUUAGGUGGCUAAAAUAAGUUUAAAAAAAUGUGUUGUCGCCACCGUCCACAGCAGUAGUUUUAUGUACCUCAUGCGCUGAUACUCCUUUGCUCAUGUGCUGGUACUCCAGCUGGUACCAGGUACUUCCAGAAACUUCCAUGUUUUGUGAGGUAAAAUUACUGUUUUGUCAAAGGAGUCUGGUGGCUUUGAUGAGAUCAUGGAUGAUUUAUUUUUAGGUAGUUAAAAUUUGUUUUGCUGCCACAAAAGUAAGUUGCUUAGCUUCCAUGCUGGUACUCCUGCAUGCUUUUCCAAACCGGAGGCAUGCCGACUGCCGUCUACUGUAGUUAAUACCCUGACUAUGCAUAACCACCUGCACAA